Messenger RNA from Eufriesea mexicana, 750 nucleotides. RefSeq names its product thyrotroph embryonic factor. Gene Ontology annotation, biological process: regulation of transcription by RNA polymerase II. The record is from RefSeq and is a predicted model, not a curated record. NCBI's taxonomy places the organism in Eukaryota, Metazoa, Arthropoda, Insecta, Hymenoptera, Apidae. The transcript has 4 exons. Gene Ontology annotation, cellular component: nucleus. The coding region runs from base 10 to 750 and encodes 246 amino acids. Gene Ontology annotation, molecular function: DNA-binding transcription factor activity, RNA polymerase II-specific; RNA polymerase II cis-regulatory region sequence-specific DNA binding.
UUUAGAGGAAUGAGCUCUCACGCGCAUGCAAGAACAAUUUGUAGCGGAAGCGCAGUGUCAGGCGCGGUUUCUGCUUUGCAUUUCUUAAGAAGCUAUAGUCUAUUUGCACCAACUUCAGAUUUGUGCAGAUACGAGCCAUAUAAUUCUAAAGAUUAUAACUUUGGAAAUACGAACAGUUUAGAAAGUUCUAACACACCAGACACAGCAAUUGGCCGGACAUCAUCGUCAUUAACACCCCCAUCUUUGUCAACAACAUUUUCACUUCCGGGAUCUUUAUUUCAACCACCGUUCAUAACUACAAUGCCACCAUUAAUGCAAUCCAUAAGUGUGCCUCCAACAUUUUCAAAUAGCAAUUCAAAUGGCAUGGUAAGUCGCCACUUUUUGGGGGCAAAUAGUAUUACAAGCGUACAUAGACGACCUAGGAGUGAAAAAAAACCAAUUCCGGAUGAACAAAAAGAUGAGAAAUAUUAUGAAAGACGUAAACGUAACAAUCAAGCUGCAAAAAAAUCUCGUGAUGCUCGAAAGAUUCGAGAAGAUAAUAUUGCAUUACGAGCAACAAUGUUGGAACAUGAAAACGCAAUUUUAAGGGCGCAAGUGAUAACGCUUCGAGAGGAAGCUCAAUGUCUUCGACACAUGUUAAUUAAGCAACAGAUAUCACCACUGCAAUCCAUCGAUCGUUCGAUUUCUUCAGUAACACCUGUUACAUUGUCACCUCCACAUUCGACCGCAACAUUGGAUUAUAAAAUUUGA